UGCUGAUCGCCGGCAUAUAUGCUCGUCCUCGCUUUUCUCGCGACGCCCUCAGCCGCCACUCGCCCGCCUACGUGGGACGGGGAGGCACUCAUCGUCACGCACAACCGCACCGACUUCUGCGUCAAGCGCCCGACCGACGCGCCGGCGCUCGCCCUCGCGGCGUCCGCCUCGUGCGAACCCAACAAGGCCGCGGAGCUCCUGCUCCGCGAGGACGACCUCACCUGGGAGGGCGCGGCGCUGUUCGGUGCCUGGCCGGACGCCACCUUCCAUCAAAACUUCUCCUUUCCCACCAAGUUCUCCAAGCCCACCGGCGCCGCCUCAUGCACCGCCGGCCCGACGACCCUCAAGCACAUCGGCGCCGCGGCCGACGCCGAGUUCACCUCCUUUGACGAGCCUUCCCGCGCAACCAAGAUCAGCGGCCCCUCACCCGAGGAGAGCUUCACAAUCGCGGCCCAUUCAGAGAUCGAGGAGCUGCUCGUUCUUCACCCUUGUGCGGCCGUACUGGCGCUGCUCCUCGCGGCGUGCAGUGGGCUGCUGCUGCGUGGGCAGCAGGACGUAUGCGGCACACCAGCGGCACCGCCCCAGACCGUCAACGUCAGCAGCCCGUGCUCGCUCACCGACGGCGGCUCGUGCGCCGCUUCGCCAAACUACCCGAACAGCUACGGCAGCAACGAGAAGUGCACCAUUAGCGGCGUGCCGCCGGUCGAGCUGGAGAUGGUCGCCUUUGAUGUGGAGGGCAACAAUUGCCGCUACGACUAUCUUACCGUCAACGGCGUAAAGUACUGCGGCAAGUCGGGGCCGGAUGGCGCGGUGGCGGAGGGCGGCGUCAUCGAGUGGGAAUCGGAUGGCAUCCACGGGGCUGUUUCCAACAUCUCAAUUUUCCUGCCGCCCAGCGACGUCGAGAUCAUCGAGUCGACCGUGCGGGACUGCUCGGCUGACGAGGCCGGGGGCGGCGUCGUCUACGCGAAGAACAGCGGUGCGGUCUCGCUAAUCGACUCGACGUACGGCGGCGUCGUCUACGCGUAUCGGAACAGCGGUGCGGUCUCGAUAACCAGCUCGACCGUGUCGGGCUGCUCUGCUAAUAACGGCGGCGUCGUCUACGCGUAUAACAGCGGUGCGGUCUCGAUAAGUGGCUCCACCGUGACUGGCUGCUAUGCUUACUUCGACGGCGGCGUUGUCUGGGCAUUUCUUAUCAGUGCGGUCUCGAUAACCAGCUCGAACGUGUCGGGCUGCUCUGCUGGCAAUCACGGCGGCGUCGUCUACGCGUAUCGGAACAGCGGUGCGGUCUCGAUACUGGACUCCACCGUGAGCGGCUGCUCGGCUGGCCAGUGGGGCGGCGUCGUCUACGCGGAUAAGAGCGAGUCCCUCUCCAUCGCGGGUGUCGACUUCAUCAACAACGGAGCGGCUAGGUCAGGCUCGGUGCUGUACCUGUCAGUCCUCACUCAACGCUCUUCCAUCAGCGACGCCUCCUUCACCGGCAACGACGGUGUCACGAUCCAGACCGACUCGCCGAUAGACUGGGACUGCCGCUUGGGCAGCUGGAUGCCGACCGAGGGCGCCUUGAAGGGCGACGUCAACGCUCCCGAGUGCUACCUUUGCCCCGCUGGCUACUUUGGGAACACGAGCGGCCUCACCACUUCCUCUUGCAGCGGCCAGCGGGCCACCCGCAUCGAGUCCGCGGUCGGCCUGCAGCCCAAGUUCAAGGUCUUCGUCAGCUUCUACCAGGUGAGCAGCGCCCUCGGCCUCGUCUACGGCGUCCGCCUCCACGGGCGCUUUACGCGCUGGCUCGACGUGCUCAAGCUGUUCAGCCUGGACCUGUUUGACGUUGCCAUCCCCGGCCCCUGCAUCGGAGCCAUGAGCACGCGGCUGCUCGUCGCGGGCACCUGGCCGUACCUCGCCGUCGCCUUCGUGUCGCUCGCCAUUGUGGCGGUGGCGGCGGUCCUCAAUGUCAAGCAGAAGCAGGCUUUCGACCGCCAGCUGCUCGGCCGCCUCCUUUACUGGGCGAUCUUCAUCUUCUACCUCGCGCUGCCCUCCGUCUCGCGCUCCAUCUUCAGUGCGAGGCUGUGCGAGUCCUUUCGCUACGACGACGCGACAGGCCAGCGCAUCAGCUACCUGCUUGCCGACCUGGCGCUCACGUGCGAUGCCGGCCCGACGUGGGAAGACGAGACUGUGAGGGGACUCGCGCCGUACUUUUGGGCCUACUUCGCUCUCUGGCCCGUCCUCGUGCCGCUCGGCUUCCUGGCGCUGCUGCUCCGCGUCCGCAAGCCCGUGGCUGCGCAGCGCGCAACGCCGCUCUCUCGUGCGACGAGCUUCCUCUGGCGGGACUACUCUGCCCGCUUCCUCUUCUGGGAGGUGUUCGACCUGUUCCGCAAGAUCUUCCUCACCUCGAUGGUGCUCUUCAUCGACCACGAGUACGGCGCGAGGAAGUUGCUGCGCACCGUGGUCGCCGCCAUCGUCUCGGCCAUGUUUCUCACCAUUCUCGCGCUCGCCCGCCCCUACCGGCGCUUCGACGACCUCUGCCUCGCGUGCAUCGCCAACUUGCUGCUCACGUGCUGCUUCGCGUCGGGGGUGGUCAUCCAGCUCUGCGACAGCACCGUGCACGAAGACAUGUGCUACGAACUCGUUGGCUACAAGACCUCGCGCGGCGCCACCACCUUUGCCGUCGCCCUCACCGCAGUCAUGCUCGCCGUCUCGCUAGCCGUCAUCCUCAUAUCGGCGGUCAGCGCCGCGAGGGUGAAGACCAUGCGGCUCGUCUCGUCGAAGCGCGAGCCGAUGCGCGACGGCAUCACCCUCGCCGACGGCCAGGAGUGGCACCUCUUCCUCAGCCAUGUCUGGAGCACGGGCCAGAUCUUCCUCGACAUCGACGACCUCAAAAACAUCGGAGAGCUGGAGGCGUACAUUCGUCGCUCGCAGGUGGUGCUCUGCUUCCUGUCGCGGGGCUACCUGCGCUCGACGAACUGCCUGCGAGAGGUCCGCGCCGCGCUGGAGAUGGGCAAGCCGCUCGUGCUCGUCCACGAGGCAGACCCGGACAAGGGCGGAGGCACGCUCGCCGAGCUGCGAUCCGAGUGCCCCGAGGAGCUGCAGGCCGCCAUCUUUGACGCCGGCUGGCCGAUGGCGGUGUGGCAUCGGAUCGAGGCCUUCCAGCACGUCUCGCUCAAGGUCAUCGCCGAGGCGCUACUGCUGAAGACGCCAAAGUACGCGGGCGAGGACGAGCUGCCCCUGUGCAUCCCGGGCGAGAUCCGAGCCGACGGCCUCGCCUUCCCCAAGCCGGUGAUUCUCUGGGCCUCGACGUUGAACGCCGGGGCGCGAGAGCUCGCCAAUUCGGUCGCGGCGGCCGUGGCUGGCGGCAUCUCGAUCACCGACGCAGCGCCCUCGCGCCUAUCCGCGCUGCCUCGCUCCUCGCGCUCCUCGCGCCUCUCCUCGCUCCUCCCUUCGCUAUCUCGACGCGCGAGAAGAGAAGGCGGCGGCGAGGCGACGCACAUGCUGCUCUACCUGAACAGGUUGACGUGGGCCGGCGAUGGCGCCGAGGCGCUCGCAGAGCAGGUGCGCGCCGCGCGCCGCGCCAAGCUGCCGAUCGUAAUGGCGCACGAGAAUGACGCCGUCCGCAACGGCUGCAUCUUUGGGCACUUUUUCGAGGUAACGCCGCGCGACCUUAUUGCCAAUGGGCUGUACCACGACCUCGCCAUCGGCUGCCACGCGGGCCCGCACCGACAGGUGUCGCUCGCCCUGCUCGCAAAGGCGCUCGGCGCGACCAAGCAGACAGCCCAGUCGCGCGUGCAUCGCGUCACCGCCCUCGCUCUAACGAUCCGCGGCUCCUUGACAAAGACGAAGCCGUCGAAUGGCGACGACCUUGUGGAAGCGUCAGCGACGCAGGCCCGCCAGAUCGUCUGAGCGGAUACAUACCCCACUGUAAGUGCGCCAGCCCCGACUCCCGUGCUUGUGCCGCGAGUUUUUUGCAUUCUAAAUUCUUUUUUGUCAAUC
Molecule: messenger RNA, 3981 nt
Organism: Emiliania huxleyi CCMP1516
Lineage: Eukaryota; Haptophyta; Isochrysidales; Noelaerhabdaceae
Exons: 13
Coding region: 19-3891 (1290 amino acids)
Source: RefSeq, a predicted model, not a curated record